Molecule: messenger RNA, 996 nt
Organism: Camellia sinensis
Lineage: Eukaryota; Viridiplantae; Streptophyta; Magnoliopsida; Ericales; Theaceae
Source: RefSeq, a predicted model, not a curated record
AAUCCUCUCAUAAACUCGAGGCCUCUGCACCACUAUAUAAACCUCUCUGAUUGAUUUAUUCUUCAUCCCAAGCUCCAUCCUUCAUUCUCUUCUUCAUUUAUCUUGAUUUGCUUCUAUUAGUCUUUUUUUGGUGUUUCAACUAUGGCCACUGUUGAGGUUGUGUCAGCUACACCAGCACACCAAGAGGAGAUUAAAGAAGAAACUAAUAACAAGGCUGAAGAGACAACCAAAGGAGAAGAGGUAGUCACCACCUCCACCGCACCACCACCACCGGUGCCAGCGGAGGCUCCUGUAGAAGAAGCGAAGGAAACAGAGACGGCAGUAGAACCAGAGGAACCCAAAGCUCCGGCAGCUGAAGUUGAGACUAAGGAGCUGGUGGAAGAGGAUAAAGUGGUGCCUGAAAUAGCAGUUGUAGAGGAGAAAGAAGAGGAGAAGAGUGUACCAAAGGUGGCACAAGAACCAGUUGAGGAGGAAGAAACUAAGGAAACUACAGAAUCCACCACUGAGGCGUCGGUGCCGGAGCCGGAACCAGAAGCAGUCACUGAAACCCCAAAAGAUGAUAAAGUUGCUGCUGCUGCUGAAGAAGAAAAACCAGUUGAAAAAACUGAGGAAUAAAAACCUAUAUGGAAGUUUGGCUUGGUGAAAAGUUUGUGAUGUAGUUGUCAAAGUUCAUUUUGAGUAUUUCUAUUAGGUGCAACAAUAAAGAUAUAUAUAUAUAUAUAUAUAUAUAUGUAGUAGUACAUGGGGCUUGGAAUCUAGAAAAUGCAUAUGAUCCUGGCAACUUGGAUUGUCCAACGCCAACUUGCCACGGGGAAAGCAUGCAAUGGAGAGGGUUCAUGCCACGUGGCACAUGGUUAUUGGUUCUAAGUGGGUAGAUUUAGUUGUAUUAUUGUGCAUGUAUGGUUGAGCAAAAUGGGUUAUGCCAGUUUCAAAUAAUAAUAAUGUAUGAUGGUCUAGUGUUUAAUAAUAAGUACUGCUGUUCAUUUUCCUUUCAAA